CAUAAUGUUGGAAAGGUCUAACUAGCUGAGCGUUGCUCCAUACACACUUUCACUCCGGUCGAUACACGAUGAAAACAGGACACAGUUAUCAGAGCUUUGAUGAGUUCUGCAGUCUGCUGUGAUAUGAAGUGACGACGUGCUGAGAGUGUGAAACAGGAAGACUUGGACAAUUUCCUUUAAAAAUGUGAUGGAUCCUACUCAAAGGCGAAAUGGACCAAUCCAGAGACAGGAUGCUUAUGUCAGUGACCUGCCCAUGCCUCUGAUUGCUGAUGACGAUAUUUACGAGUAUGUUGAAGAAAAUCUGUAUGAGAGCACCUUGAAUGGGCUCAUCAUACCCCCAACUGAAUCCCAGCCCAAACCUCCAUGCCCUCCCAGGGGGCAGGGGGCAGGAGGGCCGGGGGAUACGGACCGCCCAAACACAAAUGGACCCCCAGUCACUCGCCCUCUCCGUCCCCCUCCCCCUCCCCCUCCCCCCAGACCCAGGCUUCCUAGUGCAUGUUUGCCUGUCAGACAAGUCCAUGCACCACCCCCUCCUGUCCCCCAAAGGAUAAACUUACCCCUCGGCAAAAUCAAAAAGCAGAGCAGUGUUGAAUACACUGCCCCCCCUCAAAAGCUGAAUCGUUCCAGGACGGAAAUAGACAAUCAUGAUCCAUGGGCCAUCAAAGUAACGGACACCCCAGAGGGCAGCACCAAGACCCUGGCCUCUUUUAGUGCAGCAACUUCCAAACUGAUGUCACGGUACAGGCACACAGACAGCGUUCAUAACUCAGGGUUGGUCUGGAGUCGCGUGCUGCAGAUCCACCCGGCGCUGCUGCAGCAGGUGGAGGUGACGGUCAGCGUGGCCACUGAUUGGGGAACCCACCAGCUGCCCGUGCCCACCAAAGUGAACAGGACAGUGAAGAGUCUGAUUGAUGAAAUCUUCCAGCUGCUGGACCUCACUCCCAGCACCAAUGGGCAGCAUUAUUUAAAACUGUGUGACUCCGAUGAGUAUCUCCACAAUGAGGAACUGCUGGGUAUGCACGAGUCUAUUCAGAUCUACUCCAAGCUUCAACUAGAAGUGCCCCUCCGACUGCUCCACGUGAACAACCUGAGGAACCGCCUGUGCAGGGAUGAGGAGGACGACGCAGCCCCAUGCCAGCUGUACGAGCUGCUACGCUCCGGCUGUGCCUUCAACACCUCCAAGUUGAGCCUACAGAAUGUGCUCAUUAACUACAACAGAGAGGUGACAGAGCUAUUGAGGCUAAAGUCUGGGAUGAACGUUAAUGUGCUUGUGGACCGCGUUCGCACCAUUAGCAAUCUGCUAGGCGGGCUCACGUGUCCGGAGCUGGAGGACGCCAUUGGCGGGCUCAACAGAAUCAAUCCCAUACCUCUGAGUCAUGAUGAGAUGUCUGAAUGUGAAACUGCUAUGAUCAUGCUGCACCGGGCGCUGCUUAAAGUGCUGCAGAUCUUUUUUGACAACUUCCAUUCAGACUUCAGAGGUCAGGAGGUCACCAGAAACGUUCAAAUGCUUGACGUUGAGAAGAACCAAGAAAUCAUCCAGUUUAAUAUCUCCGCUCUCUACAAACUGCAACCCGCCUGGUUGACCAAUUAUGAGAGCUUCUCUGUUUCCUGUGAGUUGACGUACGGUGGAACAAAGAUCUGUGACACAGGCAUUUCAGACAAUAUCAGCACCGCUUUGUCUUACGGUCACAAGAUCCACUGUGACCGCAUGAUGGUGUUUCCUGUUCCAGUAAAUGAGCUGCCGUAUGAGAGCAUGAUGACUUUUCGCCUUAAGGGCUCCAAGCGAGGCAAGACCCCCGAGCUGUUGGGCUGGGCUGUACUGCCUCUGUUCAGCAACAGGACCCUUGUAAUGGGGACCGUUCUGCUCAGUAUGUCCACACUGAGCGAGCUGCUCACACCCCCCUCCCCCGCCCUGUUUGACAGCCACAGACAAGCCAACGAGGUUAUUCUGCAGCUCGAGUUUCACGAUCAGUUUGAGUGGACGUAUCAGAGGCCCAUCGCCCUCCCCGGGUCGAUCCUUUUCACUCAGCCUUGUGAGGACUUGCAAAAGAAAAUGCUGGAAGUCUCUAAGAAGCACUGCCUCUGCUUUCUAACAAAAAAUGAGAAGGCUUUCCUCUGGAGUAAGCGUCACUGCAGUGACAAGGCAAGUACUUUCCUCCACCUGCUGCUGGGGGGGGCCCCCCGGUGGCACCCUGAAGACCUGACAGAGAUCUAUACUAUUGUAGAGAACUGGCCCCUGCAUCUACCUGAGGAGGCCCUCUACCUGCUCAGUGGCAGUUUUUAUGAUCAGACUGUGCGGAGGGCAGCAGUUCAUUACUUUGAACAGAUACCAGAUGGAGAGCUAGAGGAGUUUCUGCCACAGUUGGUCCAGGCUCUGAAGAGUGAGUGGGAGUUAGAUGGACCCCUGGUCAUGCUGCUGUUGGAGAGAUCACUGAAGAACAUGCGGAUUGCCCAGCAACUCUACUGGCUGCUGGAGGAUGCCCACACUGACCCGUUCUUCCAGAGCUGGUUCAGUAAGGUGCAGGCGGCGCUGCGGCAGGGCUGCGGCCGCGCUGUGAGGCAGGAGCUGGAGCAGGAGACCCGCCUGGUGUCUGUUCUGGUGCAGGUCGCUGAGAGGGUCCGCACGGCCGAUAAGGCUCGACGGAAGUAUGUUUUAAACCACGAGAAGGCAAAGAUGAAUGACUUCUUCAAAGAUGGAAUCAGCUGUUGUCUGCCACUGGAUCCUGCAGUCCGUUUAAAGGGCUUGAACGUGGAUGCCUGUACGUUCUUCAACUCCAAUGCUGCUCCUCUGGGGAUCUCCUUCAUCUGCUCUGACCCUCUGGCUAAGAACAUCAGUGUCAUCUGCAAGACAGGAGAUAACCUGCGUCAGGACAUGCUGGUGCUCCAGAUCGUCCGUGUGAUGGACAGAGUUUGGCUGGAGGAGGGUCUGGACCUGAGAAUGAUCACAUACAGGUGUCUUUCUACUGGCAGAGCUCAGGGCCUGGUGGAACUGGUUCCAAACACAGUGACCCUCGGGAAGAUUCAGCAGGAGUUUGGUCUGGGGGGCACCCUUCGAGAAGACACUCUGGAGAAAUGGUUCCACGUGUGGAACAAAACUAAAGAAGGCUAUGAAAAGGCUGUGUUAAACUUCAUCCACUCGUGUGCAGGGUGGUGUGUGGCCACCUUCAUCCUGGGGAUCUGUGACCGCCACAAUGACAACAUCAUGUUGAGACACAGUGGACACAUGUUUCACAUCGACUUUGGAAAGAUAAUGGGCAACGCACAGAAGUUUGCGAACGUUAAAAGGGACCGAUCACCAUUCAUCUUCACAUCUGAGAUGCAGCACUUCAUCACAGGCGGGGGGCUGAAGCCUCAGCGCUUGCAUCGCUUUGUGGAGCUCUGCUGUGAAGCCUACAACAUAAUCAGAAAACGCUCGGCACUCAUACUCAGCUUGUUGGAGCUGAUGCUAACUGCAGGAAUGCCAGAACUGAAGGACUGGAACGACCUGCAGUAUGUCCAGAACAACCUCAGACCUCAUGACACGGACCUGGAGGCCACAUCCUACUUCACAAAGAAGAUCAAGGAAAGCAUGGGCUGUGUUGCAGUCAAGUUCAACUUUUUCACACACACCAUGGCUCAAGGGAAGAAACAAGUGCUAAGGACCCGGCACAGCGUCCCCGCUCCCAGCACCAACAUCCAAGAAGCUGUCAUCGAGGGUUACAGAGUCAAGGGAAGAGAUGUGGUCUAUGAGCUGAGAGUAAACAUUCAUGAUGGUUAUCUGAACAGUAACAUGACAUUUGGCCAGUUUGAGGUCAUCCAUAAGCAGCUACAGAAACACUUCAUUGAAUCCAUGCUGCCUCAGUUUCCUAGAUGGUUUAAUACGUCAUUCACCCCGGCAAGGAGGAUGUCGCAGCUGAAUAAAUACCUGAAGCAGCUUUUUGAGGGACCCUGCAGGGGGAAUGAAUUUGUGUGCAGCUUGUUCCUGGAUGGCCCCAACCCAAACCAACAAAGUGCAGUUACAGGAGCCCAUCCUCAGAUCCAGCUGAAGAUCUCUUACUCUAAGAACUGUAAGCUCUCGGUCUUGGUUAAACACCUGAAGAACGUUAAGCUGGCAAACGGCUCCAACCCUGACGCCUACGUGGUUACAUGUCUGAGACCGGACCCUCAGCAGAGCAGCACGAAGAAGACAAAGGUGGUCCGCAAUAACGACAAUCCCACCUUCAAUGAACUGAUAGAGUACCAUGAUGUCCCACUGCUGGAUGGGAUGGUGCUGGAAGUGACAGUGAAGAGCAAGAAGACUUUUGUGGGUGCAUCCAACAUCAAACUGGAGGAGAAGUUGCUUGACCAGGAGACUUGGUUUCCCCUGGGGAACUGUGCAAUCUGACCUCAGAGCUGCACUCACUGUGUGUCCGCGUCCAGCAGGGGGCGCCACCACACUGGAUCCACCCACAGAUUUCUCAGACUAUAUGAAUGAGCAGAGGAAUUAAGCACUCAUGUGUACAGAUGUAUCAGAUGCAACUUAACCUCACUGGUGAAGUGGAUGGGGUGUUUUAAUGACGUUACAAAACUGAGUGACUCAGGGAAGGAGACCGUUUACUACUACUCCAUUUUUCGGAUGUGGCCUCGGUGACAGAUGAAGGGAAGGAACUAUUUUUAUUAUUCUACUUGCAUGCACUUUUACUUCAAACUGUAAAACCGUCCUUGUACGUGUGUUUGGUCGUGACUGUCACGACCAAUCUUCCCUGCCAGAUGAAAGAUGAGGUGCUGUUAGCGGCUGCCUGUGUGAUACCUGCUCAGACUGAGUGUGUGUCCCUUUGGGCUGUGUCAACUGGAUGUCCUUGACCAGGGGAAUCGGAGGCAGGAGGGUGAGGGGGCAGGGAGAUGGGUGAGGAAAGUGUGAGCAGGAUGACAACAACUCUGCGUAUCCGGCCUGAGGGGCUGAGUUAACACUCCCCACAUCACUCAAUUAUUUGUCUUUCCAUGAGUGGCAUUCAAACAUAAUUAUGCAAAUGAAUAACCUUGCAUGCCCACUCAAAUACUCUUGGAGAAGCACCUCCGCACACACACACACACACACACACACACACACACACACACACACACACACACACACACACACUCACACUCUCUUUCCAGGCUUUAGCAGGUCUUCAUGUUAUCGUAAUGCCAUCCUCCUUUUGACAGACGUACUGACCCGCACUCCUUUGCCUCAUUCAUACGGUUUAGCGAUGAACAAGGAUAGAAAAAAGGCCUCCGCACUGGAUUUGGUUCAAUAAUGUAUACCUCUGUGAAUGCUAUUUAUAUUAUUUCCUGCUUGGACUCUCACGGGGGAGUAAGCUUGAAAGAAAACUCUGCCUGCUACUCUUUCAUGGUAGUGCUCAUAAACUAUUGAUGUAUCCUGGCAUCACUUAUCAAUUUCAGACCUAAUGGAGGAAUAACAUCUAUUGUUUUGGAAUAGAUGAUUAAUCCCCCAAACAACUCUGUGCUUCGUGGUUUCUUCUUAUGUGUGAUCAAUCUACCACAAUAAUUGCACUUGCAUCCAUUAUUAAUUAUAUGAUGAUAAGAAUCUAAUAUCCCACUCCAGGGAUUUCUUCAAUACUUGAGUGGUGCCAGCAGAGAUAUAUCCUUCGUUAGAGUGUCUUGUAUGCACUGCUGAAACCUUCUGCUUCCUUUCUCUGCAGCACAGAAGGCACGUCUAUUUUCUGAUAAUAAAACUGGUAUUUAUAUCUGA
Molecule: messenger RNA, 5710 nt
Organism: Trematomus bernacchii (emerald rockcod)
Lineage: Eukaryota; Metazoa; Chordata; Actinopteri; Perciformes; Nototheniidae
Gene: pik3c2g
Product: phosphatidylinositol-4-phosphate 3-kinase catalytic subunit type 2 gamma
Exons: 33
Coding region: 188-4363 (1391 amino acids)
Biological process (GO): cell migration; phosphatidylinositol 3-kinase/protein kinase B signal transduction; phosphatidylinositol-3-phosphate biosynthetic process
Cellular component (GO): plasma membrane; phosphatidylinositol 3-kinase complex; cytoplasm
Molecular function (GO): 1-phosphatidylinositol-4-phosphate 3-kinase activity; 1-phosphatidylinositol-3-kinase activity; phosphatidylinositol binding
Source: RefSeq, a predicted model, not a curated record